CUGGGGCUGUGGUGAGGACCUGGUCCUCGUGUGUGAUGCAGAGGGUUCGUGAUUCCAUACGCCUGGAGUCCUGGUAGCUGCGGCGCCGAGGGGCGAGAGGCGGGUCUCCGAGAGCCCUGCGACGCACUGUGGUUCGGGGGAAAAGGAAAUCAUGAAAAAUAAUUGUCUGAUGGAGGGAGCCUGCUGACCGAGUGCUUCAUGCUGACUUUCCUGGGCAGGUGACUGAAACAUCUGGUGACCUGAAACUUUCUCUGCUCUUACGGGGAAUAAGGGGUCACCUCUGAGGCCAGGUAGCAAAUCUCUGAGCUCAGUAGUUGAGUCAUGAAACUUCUAGGAAGAUGGUGGCAUUAUUUUCCCUUGGCCUUGGGGAAGCUUAUUUUAUCCCCAGCCCCUUGGAUCUUCCUUUCUCAGUGAUUACUGCCAAUUUGGGUCACAUUGUGAGAGUUCAGGGCCUGUUUCUGUGUCAUUUGUAGGGGGACACCUGCUGUGGAGAGAGUUGGCACAGUAUCAGGGUCACCGAGGGGCCUGGGCUGGUGUGGGGGGCACGAGCUUCAGGCUGUAGUUUGUAGCUAGGAUGAACUCCUGUGACAACACCAAGAAGAGAAGAAUACUUUGCUCUCACAACGUCCUUACGGACAUUUCCUCACUUAGCCUUCCAACAACCUAUGGUCAAGGAAAAAACAGGAGCCUUGAAACCCAGCAGACAAGGGUUUCAAGGGUUUCAGACUGGGUCCUAAGGCUGGUGUUUAAUCUUCCUGAGCCUCAGUUUCCUCAUCUGUAAAAUGGGGAUGGUAACUGCUCACAGGAGCUAAGGGGUUCAUGUGUUCAUGGGUUCCAGUGGGGCGUCUGCUCAUAGCCGCUCUUCAGUAUGUUCUUACUAGCUUGCAUGCCUUUCAGAUGAGACAACUGGGUCCUACAAAUGCCAAGUGAUUUGCUCAAGGCGCCCUACUUCAUAAGAACUGGAGUCUCGGCCACCGCUCGGUGAGCCUACCGCUACGUCUAAAGUAGCUGGUGCGUGGGGUGCACUCGAGCCAGCAGGGGACGUGUGACUUCCGCUUCUCCCAGGAGUGCCUGCUCAGAAUGGCCGUGAGGUGGUUCUACUUGUCCUUCUACGCCCUGUGGCUCCUGGGCUUGAUGUGCGUCAUCCUCACCAUCUACUGGAUGCAGCUGUGGCACGGGGGCUUUGCCUGGGAUGGCACCAUUCACAUGUUCAACUACCACCCAGUGCUCAUGGUUGUUGGCUUAGUGGUGCUCUACAGCGCUGCCUCACUGGUGUACCGGCUGCCGCAGUCCUGGGUGGGGCCCAAGCUGCCAUGGAAGAUGGGCCACGCGGCCCUGCACCUGCUGGCCUUCAUCCUGACGGUGCUGGGGCUGGUCGCCGUCUUUCAGUUCCACCGCUGCUCCAAGAUCCCCAACCUCUACUCCCUGCACAGCUGGCUGGGCAUCGUCACCGUUUUCCUUUUCGCCUGUCAGUGGUUCCUGGGCUUUGUCGUCUUCCUGCUGCCCUGGGCGUCCGAGUGGCUGCGCAGCCUCCUUAAACCCGUCCACGUCUUCUUUGGAGUCAUCAUCCUCUCUCUGUCCAUCGCUUCGGUCAUUUCUGGCAUUAAUGAGAAGCUUUUCUUCAGUUUGAACAACGCCACCAAGCCGUACUCCCAUCUGCCCAGUGAAGCCAUCUUUGCGAACAGCCUGGGGAUGCUGGUGGUGGUCUUCGGGCUCCUGGUGCUCUAUAUCCUCCUGGUUUCGUCUUGGAAACGCCCAGAGCCAGGGACCCUGACUGAAGGACAGCCCCUGUUGCGUGAUGGGGAGUGACGCGGGAAGGGGCAGCCAGGAGCAGGUGGAGGUGCUGUCCUGUCCCUCAGCAGCUCUGCUCUGCCUGGGGCUCCCGUCUGGCUUCAGCAACAGAUCACCUUGGGCUCCGGGCCCAGACCUCUUCGUGCCUCCACGUGGGGCCUGCUCCCUCCGCCACCGUGCCACCCGCUGGCUUCGCUUGGCAGCAUGGGCUUCUGUCCUCCUUCCUGGCCUCAACUUCUCGGUUCUUUAUUUACAUACGUCUCCCCUCCCCAGCCCAUAGCUGCUCCUGCCGUCCCUGCUCUCCGUGUGAAGUCAAGCUCAUUUCCCCUUUAGACCCCUAGGAUGUGGUAGGAGAUCUCGACAGCUCAGCGGAGCCAGGACUCAAUCGGCAUGUGCAAAGUGAGGGAGGCAGCGAGGUCCAGCAGCUUCCCCUUAAAGUCCUGCCUUCCAUUUGGGCCGCCCCCACCGUGGGCUGGGCAUCAGCCGCCGUUACCUCCAGCCGCCCAGCCAGGCGUGAGGCUGGGCACAGACAUCUCGAGGUGACGGAAGGAGAGUGGGGAGAAUGGCAGUCGAGCGGGUUCCUAGAGAAGUCGGGGAGCUGACUGCCCUUUGCCGUUCUGUCUCAUGUCGCCACAUUCCCUGUCUGCCUGGGCUGACUGGGUGGCUCCCCUUUGCUGCUACAGCCCUGGCCUAGAUUCUGGCCUUCGCCUAUGACCCCUGCACGCACCGGUCACGGCCAGGCAGCCCGACGAACCCUGGUAGCCUGCUCUCCCAACAACAGGCUGUCCCCAGAUGUCCUGGAGCACUGAGCCCCAGGGGGGGCCUCACACUUCCUUUGCUACCCCUCGCUGGACCAGGGCUCCCCUGCCUGUCCCCGGACAUGCUGGCAGAGCCCCAGCCCAGCUGAUUUUCACUCUCCAGCUUACCAUGAAACAAGCCAGAGCUGUGAUGCACCAUGCCCAGCAGAUCCCUGGGGCCACAGCCACUUUCCAAGGUGCUCCCUGCUGAGUAUCGGGCUGCCUCAUGCCGAGGCCAGACCUGGUCUCCUGUUAUGCCAGGGGGUGAGCAACUGCUCGCAUCUCGAGAAGCUGGGCUUGGGGUGCUGUGGCUUCCCCGCCCUAUCCCAACGAGCCCUGCCAGGUCCCAGGCUCCAUACUGCCGUCCUUAAUGACAAGCAGCAGGCGCCUGAGGGCUGGGGAGAACUUCCCCUGGCGGGUGGAGAUGAGGCCGACUCUCCACCCCAACCCCACGUGGCCUGAUGGCAGGACUGACUGGACUUCCUGAGGGGAUGAAGCCUUUGAAGCCAUUGGGAUGACUGCCACACACCUCAGUCAACAUGACCAGCGCCCCCUCUUUCCGUGGGGGGGCCUGUAACCUGAAGCUUGAUUUCCAUUUAUCAUGUUUUUAAGAAUCAAAGCCUUCUCUACUGUGCUGACGUGACACGGUGGCUAAAUGUGCUCUGAGAAACUUAUUGAAAGCCUCUGGACAGUUCUGACCCUCAGCCUGAGGAGGAACAAACCCAAAGACACCGAAAAUCC
This is a messenger RNA of Lutra lutra (Eurasian river otter), 3329 nucleotides long. Its product is annotated as lysosomal membrane ascorbate-dependent ferrireductase CYB561A3. The record is from RefSeq and is a predicted model, not a curated record. The transcript has 7 exons. Gene Ontology annotation, molecular function: oxidoreductase activity. Bases 1081 to 1809 code for a protein of 242 amino acids. NCBI's taxonomy places the organism in Eukaryota, Metazoa, Chordata, Mammalia, Carnivora, Mustelidae. Gene Ontology annotation, cellular component: lysosomal membrane.